This is a messenger RNA of Emys orbicularis (European pond turtle), 1746 nucleotides long. Its product is annotated as glutamate dehydrogenase, mitochondrial-like. The transcript has 12 exons. Gene Ontology annotation, biological process: L-glutamate catabolic process. The record is from RefSeq and is a predicted model, not a curated record. Gene Ontology annotation, molecular function: L-glutamate dehydrogenase (NAD+) activity. The coding region runs from base 1 to 1746 and encodes 581 amino acids. Lineage: Eukaryota; Metazoa; Chordata; Testudines; Emydidae. Gene Ontology annotation, cellular component: mitochondrion.
AUGCAGAGGGUGCUGGGGGCCGGGCCGCUGCACUGGGAGGCGGUGGGAGCGGCUCGGCGGAGCGGGCCGGCCGGGCUCAGGCUCCUAACAGAGGCGGGCCGGCGUAAGGCCGCGUUACUAUGGCAGCCAGUGAACGGAGGCGGGGCUCCGCCAACCGGACGUGACGCACCGGAAGGCGGAGGUGGCGGGAAAGGCGGCUGCGCUCUCGGCUGGCGCAGGGGGAAGCACGUGGCGGCCGCGGCCCAGGCCGGACUCGACGCGCCCGGCCUCCUGCCCAUGGUGGAGACGUUCUGCGCGCGGGCGAUGCGCGUGGCCGAGGCUGACCUGGUGCAGCAGCUCCGCAGCGCGCGGCCCGCGAAGGAGAAGCGGCAGUGGGUGCAGGGCAUCCUGGAAACCAUCCAGCGCUGCAGCCACGUCCUGGAGGUGUCCAUCCCCAUAAAGCGGGACAGCGGCCACUGGGAGGUGAUUGAGGGCUGGCGGGCCCAGCACAGCCAGCACCUCCUGCCCUGCAAAGGGGGGGUUCGGUUUUCGGAGUCAAUUAGCAUUGAUGACGUAAAAGCCCUGGCAGCCUUAAUGACAUACAAAUGUGCGGUGGUGGAUGUUCCCUUUGGUGGUGCCAUGGCUGGCGUGAAGAUUGAUCCAAAGAAGUAUUCAGAAGGUGAGCUGGAGAAAAUAACAAGGCAGUUUACGGUUGAAAUGGCCAAGAAAGGAUUUAUAGGGCCUGGAACUGACGUUGCUGCUCCUGACAUAAAUACAGGGGAAAGGGAGAUGUCCUGGAUUGCCGACACCUACUCCCGCACUCUCGGCUACAAGGAUAUCAAUGCCCAUGCCUGUGUGACAGGGAAGCCUAUUAGUCAGGGAGGAAUCCAUGGGCGAGUCCCCGCCACAGGCCGUGGUCUGUUGCAUGGGAUUGAGAACUACAUCAACAACACUCUCUACAUGAACCUCGUUGGCCUGAGCCCUGGUUUCCCUGGCAAGACCUUUGCGUUGCAGGGCUUUGGCAACACGGGCCUGCACACCAUGAGGUACCUGCACCGCCACGGAGCGUGCUGUGUGUCUGUCGGGGAGGUGGAUGGUGCUAUUUACAAUUCCAGCGGGAUCCAUCCCAAGGAACUACAAGAUUAUAAGAUGGAACAUGGCACCAUCGUCGGCUUUCCAAAAGCAGAGCCUUACGAAGGCAGCGUCCUGGAAGUACCUUGUGACAUCCUCAUCCCAGCUGCUAUCGAGAAGCAGCUCACGAAGGAGAACGCGCAUCGGGUCCAAGCCAAGAUUAUCGCCGAAGCUGCCAACGGCCCCACCACACCAGCAGCCCAUGAGAUCUUCCUGCAGAGAAAUAUCCUCGUCAUCCCGGACCUGUAUGUGAACGCGGGCGGCGUGACCGUUUCCUUCUUCGAGUGGCUGAAGAACCUCAACCACGUGAGCUAUGGCCGCCUGACCUUCAAGUACGAGCGGGACUCCAACUACCACCUGCUGAUGUCUGUCCAGCAGAGCCUGGAGCGGACCCUUGGGAAGGGCAGCGGGGAGAUCCCCAUCGUCCCCUCCCCGGAGUUCCAGGCCAGGGUGGCAGGGGCCUCCGAGAAGGAUAUCGUGCACUCGGGGCUGGCCUACACUAUGGACCGCUCGGCCCAGCAAAUCAUGAACAUCGCCACGAGGUACAACCUGGGCUUGGACCAGAGAACCGCUGCCUACCUGUGCGCCAUCGAGAAGGUGUUCAGGGUGUACAAUGAAGCUGGGUUUGCAUACUGA